Molecule: messenger RNA, 6402 nt
Organism: Vitrella brassicaformis
Lineage: Eukaryota; Vitrellaceae
Source: the annotation of a GenBank genome assembly
UCUGGUCAAUAUUCACACAAUCCACAAAUCGAAUGCCACCUCCACCAAUGCAGCCACGGUCACUUGCCUCCUCUGCUCGCUUUCCCGCUUGCAAUGGGCUCUUUCUCUGGCUCAGAAGAAGGCUUAUCCUUUGGCUUAACACCACUUUUCUCGUCAUGCGCAGGGUGCACUUUACUGCUCGUCCCUCCCAGGCGUAUGAAUCUCAAUGGAUUGUUGGAUCCAAUGCUGCUUGUUUCAUCGCCCAUUGAGCUGCCGCUGCCGAACUUCUUCAAUGUGGUCACCACCUUCUUUGCCGUAUCGCCCACCAUUUUGAACUGCACAAAGAAAGAGACGAAAGACAUCAAUGCGAAAGACAUCAAUACGUCUCGGCGAGUGAAGCGGUUGUCUUACCGUCUUGUUGAGUAGGUCAUCUGAUCCUCGUGGGUGUCUGUGUCUAUCGGCUUCCGCCCAUGCCUCCUCCCGAUUAUACUCAGCAUCCCCAGGGGCAUACUUGCCGGAGCCCUGCACCAGUGUGAGUUCUCAAGCAGGCUGCUUGUGUGUCUUGGUUUCUCUCGCGCACCUUCCUAAAAUGUCUCCUCGACGGCCCUCGAGGCCGAAAUCUCGGCCCUUGACUCUCCUUUGCUUUGUCUUUGUCGACCUUAAGCUGCUGUGCGCUUGCUGGAGUACGCGUGUCGAUAAGCAAAGCCACGCAGCAUAAGACAGAGGUGAUGAUGAUGAGAAUGAGUGUGAUGACAAAGAAGCCAGCCGAGGCUGCCCGUGGAGUCACGUCGCCGACUUUGUACGGACAAAUGCUGCGAUACUCGCCGUCCUCACAUAGCCUGCAUGAGACACAAAUCGGGAAGAGACAUGCACAGUAGCUUUCGUCGCAAUGGUUCGUGUCUGUCGAUACCUGACAGGUAUUUCAUUCAUCGGAUAUUCCUGGCGAGCCGUCAUAAGCAGCUGGUUGUCCGCGACUGAACUAUACUGGUCCUUCAGCAGCUCCGCCCAGAGCCUCAACAGCCCCCUUGGCGUCCGCCCUUCCACCAUACUGUUAUCCACUCUGCUGUCCUCCUCUGUGUCUGUCCACCCGAUCGGUGGCUUGAAGACCACGUUGACUAACAGAGAGGCUGUGGCGUCUCGUGAGGGGUCAAUUCCCAGCGACGCGACAAGGAGGCGCUCGAUGGGCGUGCCGAGGACUCUUGCAAGCUGAUAGCGAAAGUUGAAUUCAAAUGCACUGCGCUCAGGACUCGAGGAUGGCCUGAAGGUGGUCACAUUAGGCUUUGUGAGUGUGUCUCUUGCGUGUGUAUGUGUCAGUGUAUAUUGCCGCCUGUCAGCAUACCUGUCACUGAGUCGCUGUUGGGUGACAAACGGGUCGGUGAGAUAAAUGGAAGUCAUGAUCGGCCGCAUGUCCGACAAGAGGGAGGCGUCAUCCAGCUGACACUCACCUGCUGUGGGCACUUUCCAAGCAGAACAACUGCAGAUACAAGACACACAUGGUAGGAUGGCAUGCUGACAACAUGCCCGCUCAGUCAGCUUCUUACUAUUUGGUGCAGGCCGAUUUUUCUGCAAGGACGAGUGGCGCGGGGCAUUUCGGCCGCACCGUCGCCUCACCGACAUCGAAGUAAGACCCCACAUGUUCCAGACAGAGAGUGAAGUAGCCCGUGAUGAGCGAGUAGGCACCCUGGAAGAAGAGGGCCGAUCGGUCAGAAGAGAGCACUCCAGUUCUCGGUAUAAUAACAAAAUUCUCGAGCUGGGGGACAUUAUAUGCAGUGCACGGGUUCCCAUUCUCUCCCGCCUUACGCGCGGCGAGCGAUAGCAGGCAACACGAUAUGACAUGUCUCUAUGUCUGUUUGUAUAGUUAUGCUCACCCUGUAUACGGCGAAGAGUCGAUCGUUCGCUGCCAGCUGGAACCCCUGGAUAGUGAUGUCUGUAAAGUCGUUCUGCAGCCACUGUAGCUGCUGGGUGGUGGUCGGACCGUCGCCAACCAUUGGAGACUCCUUUAUAGGCUCCGUCAUGAUGUUACCUGCCCGUAAUCGAUACAAGCAAGAGACACAGCACAGACUGAGUAGACAGGGGGAAACGCAAGAAAGGAUGAAGGCAUGCCUCUCGGGUUCUCACCAACGGACGUGAUUGUGAGUGUCGGGUCAUUCUCCAGCAACUGCGUUGGCAGGAUGAAGCCCAUAGACUCCUUGAUGAUGAAACGGAUCAUCUCAUUCUGCAGACAGCCGGGCAGGCAGAUAUCAGACAGUGUGGGUCCGCCCAUGCGCACGUACAUACUGCCGGUAUGGUUGCAGCGGGCUUGAGUGCAAGCAUCUUGAGCGUCUCAUUCCACUUGGCCGUCCGCUCCUCCCAUAUGCUCGCAUUCGCACCUAAGUGAGACACGCGCAAAAAGGGAGACAGACCUGUGGGACAGUCAUUUUCGUUCUGAUUGGCAGGCACCUUGGAGGUAGAUAGCCUGGUAGUCAGCUUGUGAGAAGGUCGUGAAGUUGGGAACUGUCAUGAGUAUCAUAUUGGCGGUCGGGAUGGGAACCGUGGCUCUGAAGAUUGAAAGGUUUGCAGAUAGAGAGAAGGUGAUCAUGCCUUGAUUCUGGCUUACCGCAGGGCGAUUUCCCACUGAAAUGUUUCUGAUGGGUUCUUGGGGUUAUAGCUGAACUGAGACACAUCGAAAGUCCGCUGCACAACCAAAGGCGACUCCUCUAUCGGCUGCUCAAAGAUGAUCUGGCCCUUCACCACGGCAACCGUCAGACUGAAAAUGGGUGCAGGCGCACACUUUUCAGAGAGGCAUGGACAGACACAGACGGACCCGUGCGUAACCUACUUCUGGUCGUUCUCUGCCAGAAACUGCGGCAGCCUGCAACCGGCCUCAGAAGCGCGAAGACGGAUGGAUAUCACUCCGGAAGGAAGCGUCUCACUGUGUACACAACACGCAGAUGGUAACAUGAUCUCAUACACACUCCCCUCCGCAUGUGCGCGUGAGCUCACUUGGCCUCUAGGUCGAGGAAGUGUGUGGUCUGAUUCCAUUGCGCUGCUCUGUUUUUGAACUUCAGGUAGUGGCUGUCGUAUGCGAUGCCUGAGAUCGGCAGCGUCUCGUUUGGACACACAAACCCGGGCAGAUGGAGACGCAACACGUUCCCAAUCGUCAAAACAACAUUCGCCUGACGCCACACAGCACGAUGAAUGAACGAUGGAUAAAUUGCACGGUCGCCUGCGUUGUUUGGUGUUUUCAUGCUUACAGAGAACAUGAAGUCGAUGGUGGUGAGGUGGCCGGGGUUUAGAUCACUGUAGUCGAGCUUGGACAGUGUGAACCGCUUCCUGCAGGGAUGACGUGGACCAUCAUAAGUAAACGCUUUACGUCACUGUGCCUAAUUACUUCUGCCGAUUGACUUGGGAGCUGUAUUGGAAGGUCUGGGCGUACAAUCCCACCUGACAAGCACAAUAAUCAGAUGAACCGACUGCAUUGCGUUGUCUGAUGCUUGGUCGCAGCCUACGUCGGGUGCCUCGAUGUAGAGCGAUGGAUCGGACUCGUAAAGAGCGAAAGGCAGACGCAUACCCUGCAGCACACACAGAGACAUGCAGGCACACACAGAGAUUUUGGAGCGUCAAUGGGUGAGAGACAAAGUCUCCGUCCCCCCACCACGUCGAUCGGCACUGUGAAGCUGAUAAUUCGCCCGUCCUUUAUUGUCACGCCGGGUACGGUCUCGAGCGUGAGCAGCUUCUCAUCCUCCUCCCACGUGGCGCGACGAUCGAACAGCGGGCCAUUCAAUCCCGUAAUUGUCACCUCCUGCACACUUGACACACACACAUCCACACAAACAGCAGAUGAGACAUGUCAUAUCUGUACCGUGCCAUUGGUUGUCUUCAAUAUUCCUCCAAGAUGAAUGAAGAUGUUGGUGCUGGGGAGUAUGUCGGUGUUGGCCAUGAGUGUGAAGCUCAGCUGUGUGAUGGCGUCGGGGUCGCUCGGGUCGAACUCCAGCCGCGACUGGAUGAACUCUUUGGCCGGCCCGAUGGCGGGCGACUCUUUGAUGGGCUCGAAGGCCAGAUAUGAGCCCUCGAUGCCCACAUUCAGCAAAUUGUCGUUGGCCAUCAGCUUCGACGGCAGCCUGGAAGCAUGAGGGGGAAAAAGACGCGUACAUGCGCCCCGCCGUGCUUGUCUGAUUGCCGCCCUACUUGCAUCCGACAGUUUGUGCGAGUAUGGCGGUGAAGGGCUGUGUGUUCUCGACCCACUCGUUCGGGGCGACAGUGAGUGUCAGGGUGUAGGCAGAUAUCUUCCACACAGCAGACUCAUCGAUAAAUCGAUAUGCAUCAGGACCUGAACACACACACGCCCGUGUCCACGGAUCCUAGUGUCCACAGAUCUCUCAGUCACCUGUGAUUGGCAGCGUGAGCUCAUCCAAAGCGGCCGAGGGGCUGCCCGACCCCCCACUGUCGUCGGUCGAGUGGCACUUGAAGCCAUACAGCAGCAACACGAUGCUGUGGUUCUGGUGCAGCUCGAGCGGGGGCUGUAGCUCAAUGGUGAUCUCUGAGGCAACCUCAGGGGUGGCCGGGUCGUAAGCAAGACCUGCACAAAGGAAGAGAACAAACGUACCCAGUCAGCGGGCAGCAGAUCCAUGUCGUUGUUCUGAGCGUACGUGAUACAAUGAAGUCUUUCUCGCCACCCCCAAGUGGCGGAGAUAUGUCCACUGGCCGCAUCUGCUCCUCACAGAACGUGUGAUAGUCGACACCAUUGCCCUCACACCCAAUCUGCAGGAUGGACCAUGGACAGAGACACACAUUAGCACGCACACACGAUGCACCCGACAGUCCCCCUACCUGUAUGGAUGUGUCGUUUCGAUACUGCACGGGCGGCAGGAGUAUGUCCUGUAUCUGCACUUGGAAGAACGACUGGUGCGAGUAUAUCGUGCUGAUCGGCGUGAGCAGCAACUGCUGCUCAUUCAAUCGCCACCGAGCCACACGAUCCUUGAAGUAAGAUGCUGUGCCGCCAAUCAGCGGCACAGUGGACCCACGAGCCCCGAAACCUACACAGAGACACACAGAAGGACGUGUGGUCGGCUUCUUGUACUCGCACAAGAGGGAGAUACGUACUUGGGAGGAGCAGUCUGAUUGUGGUGCCGGGAUAGAUGGGCCAGUUGGUGCUGAAGUUGAGGAAGAGCGUCGUGUACGUGUUGGGAAGGGCCACACUCGAGUCGUUGGUGCUGCCGUAGAACAGAGACGCGAAGCUGAAUCGCCGCUCCUCCAACACCUAAAUGCGUGGAGACAAACAGCCAUUCUGAUGUAGGUAGACAGGAAAGGCGCAGAAGGGCCUCCAUUUACCUGUGUGACUUGCGUGAAGUUGCUGCUGAUGAGGAAGACCUCCACAUCAUCCUGACUCCGCACCUUCGCCUUGAGCGAGCUGUCGUCCAGCGCCACAGAAGCCGGCAGGGUCAACGACUGCGAACUUGCAAUCACAAACUCAUACUCCACUUCCUUCACCAGUGUCUCGCCGGUCGCUAUGUAAAAGGACAGUGUCUCGUUGUCGGUGUCCCAGUAGGCAUUGCCACCCACUCUGUCUCGGCCCGGCCCCUCAACGUUCAGCACACGAGACCCACUCGGGUGCGAGAAGCCCGGCAGGUACAGCACGAGCUUGGCGGUGUCGUCGUAUGUGUGCGAAAUGGUGACGAGUAGGGUGAUGUUCGACGGGCGGUUGGCUUCAGGAGGGUCGAAUAGCAGAGAUGCCUUGAGGAAGUAAGGCUUUCGCAGCACGGGGUUGACGUUUUUGAAGGGCUCUUUUUCAAUGGUGGCAGGGGGGUUUGUCUUGCUUGCAGACACCUGGAUGGUGGCAGUGUUCUCCUGGACCUCCUCUGGCAGCACCAUAUUCUUGAGAACGAACUCUGUGUCGUUGUCCUUGCUAAACAACACCUUUGUCUUGAGCCCGAUCCGGAUCUCAUUGUUGUCGGUGUUUGGCUCCUUGUAGAAGGUGGCUGCCGCGAGGAAGGGCCCAUCGACCAUCGCUUGCGCAUUAAUCGACCAAGCCUGGCUGACUGGCUCCAGAAUAACAUCGUAUUCUUCGACGGGCGGGUUGGCCUGAGGCAUCCUCUUGGGCACAGCCGAGCCCCAGCCGUCUGGCAGAUAGAUGCUGAUGGAUUUGUCGUUGUUAUCCGUCGUGAUGUCCAGGGACGGGCGUAAGAUGACCGUCAUGUUUGUCUCUUUCGAGGGUUCUGCAGGAUGAAACGCCAUCGUGCUGACGACAAAUGUCUCCUGCGCGGCGGCCAAACGGAGCGAAAGAGUGCCGAACACCAAGAACGUGCUGAAAACACCGCGCGCCGCCUCCAUCUUCUUCUGCCGUCUUUGCAGUGGGAAGACAGGAGCGGGGGCGGGUAAUGGAUGGAUGCAGCUGCAAAUUGCGGGACGGCCGACUCGUCAAUAGCAAGGGGCGCAGGAGAGUCG